GAAAGUGUGGUAUUUGAAAAGUGCAUAGGAGUAAAGUGGAAUGUUUGAAACUUGAAAGGGGUUUGAAUAUGAAAAUGAAAGUAAAUGAGGGUUUUUUCUGUAUUUUGACCCCGUGUUGUAAUGCCCUCAGCAGCUUAUCCUCUCACUGGUUGUGAAGUCCAGUAGAGUGAAAGUGUUCCUCUUCCUCUUCAGGAAAUAUGGAGACUUCGAACAGCCACAGUUCUGGCAUUAUGUGGUUCUUCAAAGACAGGGGCUUUGAUGAUAAAAGUAUUCAUGAAAUGUGCCAAAAGUGCAAGCGCCUUGAGGGUGUGCAAAGAGAAAAGGCAUCUGAAAACUGGGACUACUUGAGAAGCAUAGGCAUCAAAGAGAGAAAACUUCCUUCUGUUGUUCAGAAAUGUCCGAAAAUCCUUACUCUAGGCUUGCAUGAGAAACUUGUCCCGAUGGUUCACUGUCUUGAAACACUGGGAUCAAAACCACAGGAAGUGGCUUCUGCCAUUACUAAAUUCCCUCACAUACUCUCUCACAGUGUGGAAGAGAAGCUCUGUCCACUCCUAGCUUUCUUUGAAGCUCUUGGCAUCACUGACAAACAACUGGGUAAGAUGAUACUGAUCAACCCAAGGAUAAUAAGCUACAGCAUAGAAAAUAAGCUUUCACAGAUGGUGGAAUUUCUUUCCAGUCUUCAUCUAUCAAAGGACGGUAUGAUUGGUAAAGUUCUGGUGAAGCAUCCAUACAUUAUGGGUUAUAGUGUUGAUAGGCGGCUGCGUCCUACUUCAGAGUUCUUGAAAUCAAUAGGUUUAACAGAUAUGGAUCUCCAGAAAGUGGCAGUUAAUUAUCCUGAAGUUUUGUGUAGGGAUGUGAACAAGAUUCUGAAACCUAACCUGUCCUACUUGACAUCACGGGGUUUUGGACUUGGACAGAUAGCAGCUGUGGUCACCUGUUAUCCUCCUGUUCUGAUAAAGAGCGUUAGCAACUCUUUAGAGCCAAGGAUUAAGUUUCUGAUAGACGUCAUGGGGAGGCGACUUGAUGAAGUUGUUGAUUAUCCCGACUACUUUAGGCAUAGCUUGAAGAGAAGAUUAGAGUCGAGGCAAAAACUUCUAAUGAGAAAGAACAUAAGCUGUACGCUGAGUGAAAUGCUGGACUGUAAUCAGAAGAAAUUCCUAUUCAAGUUUGGUCUAGUUCAGUGAAAGUAUGACCCUGUGCUUUGCCUUCCUUUCUCUCGUAGAGUAUAUAUCUCGGGAUUCCUACUUUUAUCAAUCUGAAAGACCUAUAGGCUAUAGGAAUGAGUUCUCUUUUCGCACCUUUUGCAGUCAGUAGGUCUUGUGCGAAACUAUUUUUGGUAAAUCAUUCAUCUGCUGCUUUUGCAA
Lycium ferocissimum is the source of this 1364-nucleotide messenger RNA. Its product is annotated as transcription termination factor MTERF6, chloroplastic/mitochondrial. NCBI's taxonomy places the organism in Eukaryota, Viridiplantae, Streptophyta, Magnoliopsida, Solanales, Solanaceae. Gene Ontology annotation, molecular function: double-stranded DNA binding. Gene Ontology annotation, cellular component: chloroplast. The record is from RefSeq and is a predicted model, not a curated record. The coding region runs from base 198 to 1184 and encodes 328 amino acids. Gene Ontology annotation, biological process: chloroplast organization; regulation of DNA-templated transcription. The transcript is spliced from 2 exons.